CGUUCGGACUUAUUUCUUAUAGCAAUUAAUUAGACCGAGUCUGAAAAGAAAUCAAUUAGUAUUUGCGACGUGUUCUAGUUAUCCGAUUAGGAGACACUAGCCAAAGACUUUAGAAUGGCAUUCCUUGGACGCAUGAACAGCCAAGGUGAACUGAUUGAGCGGGAAGUACUGCUGGGUAGUCCCACAAAGUGCCAGCGUCUUCCGCAAAUGUCACCUUUGGAGGGUGGCAUGGAUUAUGAGCCCGACACAGAAACAUUGCGGACUUAUGUAAAAACCUAUGAUUCGGAUUGCAGCACCUUGCGCUGUCACACACCCAUCUCGGGCUUGGAGAGUUCAGGCUCGAGCACCGUGCGCUUUGUGGCCAGCUCGGCCUCGUCCACGGAGUUAAGCUCCGUGGCCGAGACCUAUACGUCCACGCUGCGUUGCGCCUCGCCGAUAUCCAGCGGAGCGCUGAGCUCUGCACCCGAGACGGAAACAGAAACCGAAACGCUGCGCUAUGCUCCGCAAGAGGAGGAUUCAAUGCAUUCUAGUGCCAGCAGUGUGAAUAAUUUGGUCGAGCAGUGUGAAAUCCGUGCUGGGGCACAGCUGGACAAAGGGUCGACGAUUUCUAUGUGCAGCUGGGACCCCAUGUACGACGAUAUGAAGCCUAACGAAGAAGAGGAGGGGGAUGAGGAGUAUGAGGAUGAAGAGGCCGAGGGGGAGGAGGAGGAGAGCCAGAGCUAUUCCAUGCCAACAGAGAUCGAUAGCACGAGCUACAUUGUGCCACCCUUAGAGCUGCAGUCCGUUUCAGGCUCCUUGAGCUACGAAGAAGUAAUGAAGUUGGAGCGCUCCUCCAGUGAGGCAUACGAAAAUUGGCUAACAGCUAAGGAACGACAACGCCAGUACAAGCAACAUACAGAGCGCUUGGCACGCGAGCAAAUGGAACAAGAGAACUUACGUCGUCAGGAGCUGGCUGCGCAGCGUUUCCAGCAAUGGUGUGCGCAAAAGGCACGUCAGGCCGCUAAAAAUGAUGCGAAGAAGGAUCAGGGAUUCUACAAAGACGAGAUCAAUGGCCUGGAUACUAUUCGCUGUGUGCAUGCCUGGGAGCUGCGAAAGCUCAAGGAAGAAGAAAGACGUCGUGAGCUUUUGCAGCGCCAGGCCCUGAAAAAGCAACAGCAGCAUCAGCAGCGCAAACUGAAGGCUCAACAUGCCUGGGAGCAGUGGAUGAAGAACGUGGACCAGCGACCGAAGCCAGUGCCGCUCAAUCAGGGCCUCGAAUCUCUGCGCGGCACCGUCUCCAAAAUAUUCAUCAAUCCCAAUCAUUGGGUGACUGAAUAAAUGAGCAUAAUAAAUAGCUGUA
Scaptodrosophila lebanonensis is the source of this 1339-nucleotide messenger RNA. RefSeq names its product coiled-coil domain-containing protein 34. The record is from RefSeq and is a predicted model, not a curated record. Bases 115 to 1317 code for a protein of 400 amino acids. The transcript has 2 exons. NCBI's taxonomy places the organism in Eukaryota, Metazoa, Arthropoda, Insecta, Diptera, Drosophilidae.